CAGUCUCCUGACCAGGGCCCAUAGGGGAACAGGGUCCCAUAUAGGAUGCAGUCUCCUGACCAGGGCUCAUAGGGGAACAGGGUCCCAUAUAGGAUGCAGUCCACGAUUCCAGAAUGUAUGUCCAUAUUGUUAUGUUUUGUCCACGUUACAAUUUGUGUUACCUGUGUCCAGAUGCUAUGAUACGACCCAUGACCCGCUGUGAGGAUGCUAGAGAUGCCGCUAUAAAUGGCACAAUUGGAGCCUACAUCACCACGUGUGACGAUGCUGGACGAUACACCCCUGAGCAAUGUUGGGGCUCUGCAGGUUAUUGUUGGUGUGUGACCAGUACUGGAAAGAAGAUCCAGGGUACUGAGACUUCACUAGGAACUGCUCUCAACUGUUCCAGCCAGUAUGCUAUGAUACGACCCAUGACCCCCUGUGAGAUUGCUAGAGAUGCCUCGAUAAAUGGCCCAAUUGGAGGCUACAUCUCCAAGUGUGACAAAGAUGGACAAUACACCCCUGAACAAUGUUGGGGCUCUACAGGUUACUGUUGGUGUGUGAACAGUACUGGACAGGAGAUCCCGGAUACUGAGACUCCACCAGGAACGCCUAGUAUCAACUGUGCCACCCAGUGUAAGUGA
This is a messenger RNA of Salmo salar (Atlantic salmon), 620 nucleotides long. Lineage: Eukaryota; Metazoa; Chordata; Actinopteri; Salmoniformes; Salmonidae. The record is from RefSeq and is a predicted model, not a curated record.